AUGGAACAUCCUUUGAUAUUGGCUUCACAGACAUAUGGCAGUGGAUCGAGUGCACUCGGUCAGGCAUUCAUACAUAAUCUAAGAAAGAGACCGCAUAUCACACAGACGGCUGCACGCGACCUCGCCGCGGACCCCGAGUGGAAGCGACGCAACUGUCUCGACAGCGCCGCCGACUGCGUCGAUCACCUGCUUGAGUUGGAGCCCGUGUACUUUGACUUCCGCUGGUUCGCGCUAAACAUCAGUAAGGAGCGACGCGAUCAAAUGGAUAUCAAGCAAUGGGUCAAAGAGACCAUCGCGCAGUUCCUCAUAUCAAUCUCUCAUAUCAUGGGCACGGCCAAUCUGUACCGCGUCGAGAUGUUUGACAUGUUCUGUCAGACGCCCACGCUGCAUCGCUACUUCUAUCACUUUGACAACUUGGAGUAUCUGUUCACGAGCGAGUUCAACAUCAAUCCUGAGCGCACAUUCAAUUGCAUUAGUCACAUUUGGCGCGAGGUCUUUCAGAGUCUGAUCAAGAAUGGCAACCCCGUCUAUGUGUCGGGCACACAUGCCUGGAUGCUGCAUCCCAUGAGUCAGGGCAGGCUCGUUCGCAAUAUCUUUCAAUCGCGCAUCAAGUCGGUGGUCAAGUGGCUGAUCGUCAGCAAUCAAUCAACCGAUGACAUUGACAAGCAAUGUCGUCUGGCGGGACUAACUGUUAGCGAGCAGGUCUUGCAGCACUUCCAUAGACUGACUGGCGGCAUCCCCAAGCUCGUGGAUUUGGCAAUCAAACAUAUCAGACUACUACAAGAGUCAGCAUCAUCACCAUCGAGCAGCGACGUUGACCUGGACAGCAAGCGAUUCAGAGAGUACCUUAUACAGCUGGGCCUGGAGGAUCUGUUCAACCCAUUCUCAAGAUAUAGCAAUGAGGUGUCGGAUGAGAUGAAGGCCAACUAUCACAAACUGAUUCGACUGUCCAAUGAAAGGACAGUCAUUGAUCUUACAGCCAAACCAACACCAGAUGUCAACUUUGAGUACGCAGAGAUAUCCUUGUCAUUCCAGGCAUCAUGA
Messenger RNA from Acytostelium subglobosum LB1, 1044 nucleotides. RefSeq lists its product as hypothetical. NCBI's taxonomy places the organism in Eukaryota, Evosea, Eumycetozoa, Acytosteliales, Acytosteliaceae. The transcript has 2 exons. The coding region runs from base 1 to 1044 and encodes 347 amino acids. The record is from RefSeq and is a predicted model, not a curated record.